GGAGGGUUGACGGAUCGAAUCCAUCAUAGUCAUGCGCUGUGGUGUCCGCAAGGAUGCUCGAACAAAGCAGACGGUUAAUUACCACGUGGCUCCGCGAUCGGGUCGCGCACUAGGCUAGCGUACACUGGCUGCAGGAGAAUUCGAUCUCGCGUCACUCGUCACUUCUUGACCUCAACCCUAUUCCCCUCGCCCCGCAUCUCGCUUCCGACUAUUAGCCCCUCAAUGUCGCGGUCGUGGGGAAUCUCUAGUCAGCCGUCGGAGAAGGGAAAAGCAAAGGGAGCCGGGAAGGCGUCCACGCCGUUUCUCGACCUCACCCUCUCCCCUUCUCCUGAGCCCCUACCAGGGCGGCUAACACAACUCCCAAUAGCCCGCGCAAAGAGAGAGACUCCGUCGACCAUAAAAGUAGAUGGCAUAUUCCAACGCCCAAUCCAAGCCUCCGCUCCUCGGACUGGCCAGCAUACGCGACUCAAUCCCGACAAACGCAUCAAUCCCGAUCGCCUUGCGACAAUCAUCGAUGCCGCUGACCCAAAGGCCUUCAGGGAUGUGGUUCUCUAUCUAUGCAAACUCUCGCCGGCGCUUUCGGGAGCAAUAGCCCGUGGACUCGCACAGUACCCGACCUCUGCUCAGCCCACGAUCGCGAAUCACCGGCACCGACCAGCUAAUCCGUCAAAUGCAAUGCCAUCCCUAGACAGUUCAUAUCUAUCGGGCGACGAUUCCAGCCUGCCUGGAAGUCCGCAGGCCGACGUCUACGCCGAACCAGAGUACGCAAGCCCUGCGCUGUCCGAUGCCAGUUCCUCGUCAGCAUUCUCGACUCGUUCCUCGCGCGAUUCUUCGACCCGACCGCCCCUCCAAAGCCUUAAGCCGCCUUCACGUUCGCUUCCGCACUCGAGCCACAAUGCCGAUCUCCGCAAAUCGGCCUCUCAUCCCCUGUUUAAACCCGCCGCCGCAAGGCCUUCGCACACUCAGCAGCCGACUCGGAAAGUGUGCAGACAAUGCAACAAUCAUUUCAAUGAGGGUGUUGAGGACAUCUGUAACUACCACCCCGGCCAGAAACAAGAUGCAGGGGAUAUGUUUGGGCGCCCUAUGUCAGUGUGGACAUGCUGCAAGAGGCAGUAUUGGGAGCCCGGCUGUGCAGAAAGCUCUCACGUUGCCCACGUUGCUCCCGUCAAGUUUGGGGCACCAUCGAAUCCUUCCUUCCUCAAGCGCCAAAACCCGAGUGGAUCGUCCUUCUCCUCCGGUACCUCGAAAACCCCAAGGCUUCUCUAGACAAGGCGAUGUUCCACCUUGCGGAACCGCCAAUACGAAACUUGCUGGAUCCAGGACGUUUUCUUGGCGGCAUUCUGCUCUCGAAACCGAUGCAAGGGCAUAGUGGGUUUUCUCUUGAUAUAUUGGCUAUUUUGGGGAGGUUUUCUGUUUCUAAGGGUUGGUUAUGAUAUCAUCGCGCUCGGAGCAAUUGGAUGAUCUCAAAUUUAGUGCCGCGCAUUUUUAGGCUAGACUGCCCAGGCGUAUCUAGAUACCAUCUACAACUAUUCCUAGCGUUACAUCGUCGUUUUCACACUAUUAAAUCAUUACUAUAUCUCAAGAUUUCUGUCAAGAUUUCCAGCACCUUGAC
Messenger RNA from Lindgomyces ingoldianus, 1612 nucleotides. RefSeq lists its product as uncharacterized. Lineage: Eukaryota; Fungi; Ascomycota; Dothideomycetes; Pleosporales; Lindgomycetaceae. Bases 223 to 1266 code for a protein of 347 amino acids. The record is from RefSeq and is a predicted model, not a curated record. The transcript has a single exon.